Messenger RNA from Quercus robur (English oak), 950 nucleotides. Its product is annotated as V-type proton ATPase 16 kDa proteolipid subunit. Gene Ontology annotation, biological process: proton transmembrane transport. Gene Ontology annotation, cellular component: proton-transporting V-type ATPase, V0 domain. The transcript is spliced from 3 exons. The coding region runs from base 125 to 628 and encodes 167 amino acids. The record is from RefSeq and is a predicted model, not a curated record. Gene Ontology annotation, molecular function: proton-transporting ATPase activity, rotational mechanism. Lineage: Eukaryota; Viridiplantae; Streptophyta; Magnoliopsida; Fagales; Fagaceae.
CCUUUUUUUUCUGUACGGAAUCAAAACAGAGAGAGAGAGAGAGAGAGAGAGAGAGAGAGAUCCGAAACUCUGAGAUCUGAACGACGUCGUUGCAGAUCCACCACCGAUCAAGAACCAAAAAACAAUGUCUUCGGGUUCAUCAUUCAGCGGCGAUGAAACGGCACCGUUCUUCGGCUUCCUCGGCGCAGCCGCAGCACUCGUUUUCUCUUGUAUGGGAGCAGCUUAUGGGACAGCGAAGAGUGGUGUUGGUGUGGCAUCAAUGGGUGUGAUGAGGCCUGAGCUGGUGAUGAAGUCCAUUGUUCCAGUUGUUAUGGCUGGAGUGUUGGGUAUUUAUGGACUUAUUAUUGCUGUUAUCAUUAGUACUGGGAUUAACCCAAAGGCCAAGUCAUAUUACCUUUUUGAUGGUUAUGCUCAUCUCUCGUCUGGUCUUUCUUGUGGUCUUGCUGGGCUCUCUGCCGGUAUGGCGAUUGGUAUUGUUGGUGAUGCUGGUGUUAGAGCUAAUGCACAGCAGCCAAAACUUUUUGUUGGAAUGAUCCUUAUUCUCAUCUUUGCUGAAGCACUUGCCCUCUACGGGCUUAUUGUCGGCAUUAUCUUGUCUUCUCGAGCUGGCCAGUCCAGAGCUGACUAAGAAUAUUGCUGUGUUGCCAAAUAUUCUUUUACUACUUGUGUAAUUUUGGGGGGGAAAUUUUAAUUGUUCACAGGUUAGUAAUGGCUGGAUAGGACUUGAGGGUUUCUUGAAAACUAUCGAUGUUGAAGUAACUGCUCUAGCAGCCAUUUUAGGUGGUAUUGUGUUUGUAGUAGUAGGAUUGAGUUUCGCGGCCUAAUAAAAGCUUGUAAAGCUGUAUCAGUACUUGCGAUUGCUUUUAUAUGUUGAUGUAUUUUGCCAUCAGAAACUUCAAACUGUUAUAGGAUUUAUGAUCAUGGAAUUAAUGAAUGUAUGAUUUUUUUUU